GCCCUUUAUUCUCGUUUUUCAGAAAAAGAGGCCUUUUACGUUCAAUUUUUUUACAGUUUUCUUCAGAUUAUCGAGUGGCAGCUUCUGCCUCUGCGAAUCUAGUAAUUGCCACAAAUUCAAAACCCUAUUUUUUUUCCAUAAAUCGAUGAUGAGAGGUUCAAAGCGUUUGGCUGUUUCCGAACCCAAUCAUACUGAUACUAACGAAACGCCCUUUAAGAAUAAAAGAAUAAUGGAAGGAUCUCUCUUUGAUGUCCAUAGGGCUGAACCAUCUCAACAACUGAUGGUGUCGACACCCCAAUUGGAUAUGAAACGUGCAGAGUCAUCCCAGCAGCAUGUGAGAGCUUUAAAUACCCAGUUUGCAAGUUGGGUUCAAACACAAUUAAAGAAUCAUCCUGAUGAGCUUUGGGAAGAUGGUGUCAGAGAUUACUUAGAUCAUGCUACAAGCAUUAUGGAAAAAUUUAGUGAUGUUGUCAACUGGCUCAAAGCAAAUGCCACCAAGGCACAAAAUUCGGCUCCUGAUGCUGGUGCUUCUUUUGGUGUGAAAAAGUUUUCGCCUGAAGUAGCCAACAAAGAAAAUAGUUUUUUUGGAGAAAAAACUGGAUCCACUACUGUUAGUACUGUUACAAAUUUUGCUAGUUCAUGGAACCCUGGACUAUUUUCAAACAAUCAAAACGUGUAUGCAUUUGGAAAUCAAAAUUCAGCUCCCAACAAUCACACUCCCUCCAAUCACAAUGCUUCAGAUGAUGUGGAUGCUGAAAAUGAAGUGGAGCAGCCCAGCAGCCCAUCAGUGAAGAAAUCAGAAGAGAAAGGUGUAGUAGUUGUACAUGAAGUGAAGUGCAAGCUUUAUGUGAAGUCAAGUGACCCAACAGAUAAAGAUGUAUGGAAAGAUAGAGGAAUGGGCCAGCUGUCCAUUAAAUGCAAAGAGGGGGUCGCCAAGGCUACCAAAGAGUCCAAACCUACAAUUGUUGUUCGAAAUGAGGUAGGAAAAAUUCUUCUUAAUGCCUUGUUAUAUCCUGGAAUCAAGACAAAUCUACAGAAGAACUCUCUUGUUACGAUAUUUCAUACUUCGGGUAAUGCUGAUGGUAGUGGUGGAGAUAAUGAUAGUGUUGUUGCACGUACAUUUUUGAUCCGGAUGAAAACAGAAGAUGAUCGAAAUAAACUGGCUUCAACUAUUGAAGAAUAUGCUCCAGUAUCUUGAGAAUCAUGAUUAUUGUGUCACCCUGGGCCAUGAAAAGUUACUGAAUAUGAAUUUUUCCCUUUCUCAAAAUAUGAAUUUUUCUUUAAAAAGUAUCAUUUUUUGCAAUUGUGUUGGACCUUGUGUUUAGAGGGUGUUGCUUAUGUACUAUCUAAAAUCCCGUAGAUCAAUGCAAUUGUUGUUUAGGUGUGAAUCUGAUAUUACAUGCUAUGCCUUUGACCCGCAGUUCAAUUUUUUUUUCCAUGAUACAAGCAAGGCAAGUUUCAAGUGGAACACCAUUUUAUGUUUUUUACUUUGUCUCAUUAUGUGUCUCAUUCUGGGGAAAAAAUGCUAUAAAGAACUUAACUAUCCUAUGAA
Messenger RNA from Cicer arietinum (chickpea), 1552 nucleotides. RefSeq lists its product as uncharacterized. The record is from RefSeq and is a predicted model, not a curated record. Gene Ontology annotation, biological process: intracellular transport. NCBI's taxonomy places the organism in Eukaryota, Viridiplantae, Streptophyta, Magnoliopsida, Fabales, Fabaceae.